CUUUUUCUUUCUUAAUAAACAUAACCCCCCCCAACACAUUUUUCUUAGAAGCCCUUCGCAGCAGCCGUCGUCUUCAUCUCCAUCAUCUCCGUCGCCAGACAAUUCCAUCCAGCCACCAUGAGGCCCCUUCAGGUCCUGCUGCUGUGUAUCCUGGGAGCUGCACUGCUCGCCCCAGUGCUCUGCAACAACGCCCUGGGUCCUGAUGACUGCUGCUUCAAUUUCUACUCAAGACGAGUGAAGAAAACUCUGAUCAAAUCAUACUACAUGACUGACUCCAGGUGUUCGAAGAUGGGCGUCAUUUUAGUGACACAGAAGUCUCGUCACAUCUGUGUGGAUCCAGAUGUCCAGUGGGUUCAGGGCAUCAUGAAAUUUUUGGAUGAAAAAAAUUUUUAAACCAGCUGCCGGUCUGAAAAUAAAAAAAAAAGUCUUCCUGUCUGUUGCUGAAUUAAAUCAAAAUGAUAUCCCUAUUAAUAUGCAAACCUGCCAUGACUGAACCAGACUUCUGUUUGUGCACUUUGUUUUGAAAGCUUUGUACUAUCCACAAUUAUCAUAAAGAAUAAACAUUUUACAU
Messenger RNA from Paralichthys olivaceus (Japanese flounder), 571 nucleotides. It is a transcript of the gene ccl36.1, whose product is annotated as chemokine (C-C motif) ligand 36, duplicate 1. The record is from RefSeq and is a predicted model, not a curated record. NCBI's taxonomy places the organism in Eukaryota, Metazoa, Chordata, Actinopteri, Pleuronectiformes, Paralichthyidae. Gene Ontology annotation, cellular component: extracellular region. Gene Ontology annotation, molecular function: chemokine activity. Gene Ontology annotation, biological process: immune response.